AUGGGCAGCACUGUCAAGGCUUAUAUUGAUGAUAUGGUGGUCAAGAGUAAGAAGAAGAGCGAUCAUUUAGCGCACCUGCAAGAUGUGUUCGAUGUGUUACGCCAGUAUGGAAUGAAGCUUAAUCCGGCCAAAUGCUCAUUCGGUGUAAGCUCCGGUCAGUUCCUGGGACAUGUGGUCAAUCAUAGAGGAAUUGAAGUCAGCCCAGCACAGGCAGAAGCCUUGGUCAGGAAUGCAGAGCCAAAGACAAUUAAAGAGGUGCAGGCACUCACAGGACGGAUAGCCGCACUGAGCCGAUUUAUUUCCAAGCUUUCAGACCGCUGUAAACCUUUCUUUGAUACAAUACGAGGGCAUGGAAGACAAACCUGGGGGGAUGAGCAACGGCAGGCGCUAACCAGCCUGAAGGAGUACAUGCGUAAUCCUCCGGUUCUGUCUGCUCCAGAACCGAAUAAGAAACUCUUUCUAUAUCUCGGGAUAUCCAGUAUAGUAACCAGUGCCGUUCUGAUCCGUUGCAAAGAGGGCAAGCAGUUCCCGGUGUUUUAUGUUAGCAAGACGAUGUCUGAACCGGAGAGAAGGUACUCUAGGGCCGAACGAAUGAUCUUGUCGCUGGUCAACGCAAAAAGGAAGCUUAGACACUAUUUUGAAUCUCAUCCAAUCGUCGUUUUAACAACUUUCCCUUUGAGAAUGAUCCUGCACAAACCGGACCUGUCGGGGAGAAUGACUAAGUGGGCCAUUGAAUUGAGUUCAUUCAAUAUCACGUACGAGCCCAAGACGGCAAUCAAAGGUCAAGCGGUGGCGGAUUUCCUACUUGAUUGUGAUGCUGAAGGUGCGGUGGAGGAUUGUAAUUGUUCCUGGUGGAAGCUUUUCGUGGACGGCUCCUCGAAUCAAAUGGGGGCCGGAAUUGGAAUUCAAUUACAAACACCAGAAGGAACUACGCUGAGCCAAGUGAUAAGACUAGAGUUCAGCGCGACCAACAAUGAGGCAGAAUACGAGGCGUUGAUAGCUGGACUGAAGUUGGCUAAAGAAUUGAAGAUCAAGAAUCUGAUGGCUUAUAGUGAUUCACAACUAGUCAUUCGACAAGUCAAUAGGGACUACGGGGCCAAGGAUGAGACUAUGGAAGCAUACCGAACUGCGGUUCUGAGUGAGGCGAAAGCCUUUGAUCAGAUCAGGUUUAUCCAAUUGCCGAGAGAGUAUAACGAAGAUGCCGACCACUUGGCUUGUAGUGCAUCCAGUUCUGGAGAUACUUUAGCUAGGGUCAUCCCGGUCGACAUACUGAUCCAGCCUUCCAUUUUUGAAGAACUGCCUAAUCCGAGCACUCAACAUGUUAAUGUUAUACCAUAUGAGCCGAGCUGGAUUGAUCCAAUCAUGGCUUACAUACGUAGUGGUACACUCCCCGAGCGUAAGGACGAAGCAAGAAGAAUUAGGUCCAGCGCAGCAAAGUAUGCCAUUGUGCAUGAUCAGUUAUAUAGACGCUCCUUCUCGGGUCCAUAUUUGAAGUGUGCUACCCCUACAGAAGCAAGACAGAUUAUGCGAACCAUUCAUGAAGGAGUAUGCGGAAAUCACUCCGGAGGAAGAUCUUUAGCACACAAAGCAAUGACACAGGGGUCAAUCGUGAUGGACAAUGGAACCAACCUCGAUAGCAAGCAAGUGAGAGAGCUGCUGGAGGAAUAUGGAAUCAAUCAGAAGUUAGCAGCAGUCAGUCAUCCUCAGGCUAAUGGUCAAGCCGAAAUCACAAACAGGACAAUAUUUGCUUGUAUCAAGAAAAAGCUGGAGAAUGAAAAAGGCAAAUGGUUGGAUGAGUUACCAAACGUCUUGUAG
Messenger RNA from Cornus florida, 1815 nucleotides. RefSeq lists its product as uncharacterized. Gene Ontology annotation, molecular function: nucleic acid binding; RNA-DNA hybrid ribonuclease activity. Lineage: Eukaryota; Viridiplantae; Streptophyta; Magnoliopsida; Cornales; Cornaceae. The coding region runs from base 1 to 1815 and encodes 604 amino acids. The record is from RefSeq and is a predicted model, not a curated record. Gene Ontology annotation, biological process: DNA integration. The transcript has 2 exons.